This is a messenger RNA of Penaeus vannamei (Pacific white shrimp), 582 nucleotides long. RefSeq lists its product as uncharacterized. Lineage: Eukaryota; Metazoa; Arthropoda; Malacostraca; Decapoda; Penaeidae. The record is from RefSeq and is a predicted model, not a curated record.
AUGUAUAUGAGUUUACUAUAUUUCCAGAAAAUGAUCAAAGCUUUGACCUUGUUGGUUGCAGCGGCCACGGCUUCUGCUCUUCCUCCCAGACUUUUUACUGACGUAUCAUGUCAAGGAGCUGAGAAUGUGACCUUGUGCGAGGCUGACCUUCAAGUUUGCAAGGACGUCUUCUCCGCCAGCAAGGAAGAUGAACUGAGGAGACACACUUACAAGAGCUGCCUGAACGAGCACGGUCUGGACCACCUCGAUGACGUGGACCCCGAGAUCCUGUUCCCUCCCACAGACGCCGAGGCUCUUUCGCUCUUCGGGUCCGAGGAGAAGCACCGGGCCGUGAGGAACUGCGUCCUUCAGAAACUGGUGUUUCCUGACGGCGCAGAAGACGUGGAGCCGUUCCUGGCGAAGCUGAUUCUCGCCCUUACCGACACCCGUCCCGACAUCCUAGACCGCCUUCUUCACAAUGCUGAGUCCUGCGCGGUCGUGAACAUUGAUGAGUGGAAGACGUGCGUCCUCCUGGGAUGUGUUCAAGACGACCUCACGACGCCUGUGCCGACGACCACUGCCUCGGGAGAGUGAGGGGGGGGG